AUGAUGACCUCUGUGAAGUCGCAGUCCAAGAGAUGGACGCUCGGGUUGAUCUUGCUGGGCGUCGUUGUGCUGCUCUGGGUGCUCUCGUCGUUUCUUAUCAAUAUGAUCUUCGAGGACAACUCGUACCGCAAACCGUUUUUCAUCACAUACCUCAACACGGCCUCGUUCAUCUUCUACCUCGUACCGACGUUCCGGAACGUGUGGUAUCGCUAUAGGACGACCGGCAAGCUCGACAUCCACGACGAGUUGGUCCUGGAAGAAGAGGGCGAUGGUAGUGGUAGCUGCAGAAUCAGCAACAGCAGCAGUAGUAAUACGGCUCCCGAUGAACACACCUCCCUCAACUCCAACGACCCAAACAUCAAGUUGCCCCUACGGUCCACUGUCAAGCUCAGUGCCCAGUUCUGCAUACUAUGGUUUCUCGCAAACUUGGUCACAAACUCGUCGCUAUCGUACACAUCUGUCGCAUCCCAAACCAUUCUAUCCUCAACAUCGUCCUUCUUCACCCUUCUAGUAAGCGCACUCUGCCACGUAGAGUCCGUCAACAAGGUCAAGAUCCUCGGAAGCAUCGUCUCGUUUUUGGGAAUCGUCAUGGUCACCAAAUCAGACUACUCCUACGUCACCUCGUCAGAAGUGCAUUUGGCCAUCCCAUACAAGUUCCACAACGGAAUCGACUACGACAAUACGAGCCCCAUGACCAUAUUCGUGGGAAACUUGCUCGCACUAGCGGGUGCUCUGUUCUACGGUGUGUACUCAACCCUAUUGAAGCUAAAGGUGCAGGACGAGUCAAGGAUCAACAUGAAAAUCUUUUUCGGAUUCGUUGGGUUGUUCACUCUGGUGUUCCUGUGGCCCGUGCUCAUCGUGCUACACUUCACGGGCAACGAGACAUUCGAACUUCCGUCGACCCCCAGAGUGCUGUCCAUCAUCCUGGUCAACUGCGUCAUCACGUUCAUUUCCGAUUUCUGCUGGGCCAAGGCCAUGCUUCUAACGUCGCCGUUGAUCGUCACUGUCGGACUCAGCGCGACCAUCCCGCUAGCCAUGGUGGGCGAUUUCGUCUUCAAGGAAAAACCAAUGACCGCCCUGUACUUGUUCGGUGCAGUGCUGAUAUGCUUCUCGUUCUUCAUCGUCAACAAGAACGCAGAAGAAGAAAACGUGAACCAGGCCCUCGAAGCAAUGAGCUCGGAUACAACAAUAACUUAUACAGUAUGA
Messenger RNA from Kluyveromyces marxianus DMKU3-1042, 1206 nucleotides. RefSeq lists its product as uncharacterized. Gene Ontology annotation, cellular component: membrane. The record is from RefSeq and is a predicted model, not a curated record. The coding region runs from base 1 to 1206 and encodes 401 amino acids. Gene Ontology annotation, biological process: regulation of peptide transport. The transcript has a single exon. NCBI's taxonomy places the organism in Eukaryota, Fungi, Ascomycota, Saccharomycetes, Saccharomycetales, Saccharomycetaceae.